Messenger RNA from Eurytemora carolleeae, 2076 nucleotides. RefSeq lists its product as uncharacterized. NCBI's taxonomy places the organism in Eukaryota, Metazoa, Arthropoda, Copepoda, Calanoida, Temoridae. The record is from RefSeq and is a predicted model, not a curated record. Bases 24 to 590 code for a protein of 188 amino acids. The transcript has 5 exons.
UCAGUGGUGCAUUCGUGGUUCUAAUGGCCGGACUAUUUGGUGCCAUGACUGUAGCUUUCCUAGAGUUCCUUUGGGUAUUUCGUGGAGUCUUUGCACAAAGAAAUACGGAUAUUUUUGGAAACUUAAAGAAUGAGGCACUUUGCAACUUUGGCCGAAGAGGACUCAAGCAAAAUCUGGGUUCAGAUGCAAACAAACAUCCUAGAACCGGUUCCCUAAGAUCUAGAACAUUUGAUGAUAUAUCCAGGUUUACUGAUGAAAACCAGUCUGAGAAGGAAGGAACCCCUCCCCCCCUCCCUACCCGUCCCAUCCCCCCUUCCCCCUCAACCACCAAUAUCCUAAACCCCUUAAACACUAGCCAGGGGAUAGAAGGAACUCCUACUCCUGAAGUAGGGCUGCUAGGUCGACCUGAAGGAGUACAUCUGCAGCAUCUACUGGAACGAGGGGGCGGCACUCCUCCACCCCCUCUGCAAUAUAUCAGGAAACCAGCCUUGAAGCGCGGGAGUUUACUUGGACAAGCAUCAUUAAAGGGUUCCCCUGCUACUGCAAGGAGGGUAGUCGUACAAACAGAUAGGAUCAGUAGCAUUAAUUAGAAGGGUAGUCGUUCAAACAGAUAGGAUUAGAAGCAAUAAUAAGAAGGGUAGUCGUUCAAACAGAUAGGAUUAGUAGCAUUAAUUAUUGAUUUGGAGGGUAGUCAUUUGAACAAUUAGGAUCAGUUGUAGUUUUUUUUUACAACAGUUAAGAAAUCAACAAAGAGAAAAAUCUGAAUAUGGUAUAAAGACGAUUUUUAAAAUUAAGUUUAAAUUGUUUCAUUUUCAAAAAUACUUGAAAAUACAGGAAUUGCUAUAUUAAAUUUCGUUCUUCAAACUUUUCUAAAUUUUAUUUUCAAAACUUAUGAUCAAUUUUACAGCUUUAUAGUUUGAAUUUCUUGUAUUCUUUCACUGCGAGGGACUGUAGGCAUGAGUUUAAUUAACCUUUCAUAUAAAGUGAACCAUCCUAUAUUUACAACGAUAUCCUUUAAAAACCUCUAUCGGAUCAAUAAUAUGAUAUUUUGAUUGCUAAAAUGUGUUUACAAUUUUCUCAACCGUUUUUGUAGCAAGGAAAUUUUUUUUUGAGAAGCUACAGUUAAAAAUAAUUCACUUGUCAUGAAUAUGUCACUCAUUCUUGAUAAAUAUUUUGUGAACCGGAAUUGCCAUUCUACAAAAGGAGAGUCAAUUGAAAUUGCCUGGUUAGUCCCUUUUAUACACCUUUUAGUAAAUGAUAUCCCGGCCUCCUAACCCUGUUGGUUAGGCUUGAUUGAAUCAGAGUUAACUCCUAUCCCAAUCCUACCUCUUGGCCAGGUUUAUCCUUUACAGUUUACGACUUAACCCUGACUAAUCGGAUUAAGCGGGGAUUUAACUUGAAAAAGCUUUCAGGAUUCUCAAACCAGCAUCUUCACCCUUCAGCCCGGAAUUUAUUGACUAAAUCCUUUUAUAGUUUCACACAAAGGGAAUUCUAUAAUUAAUAUUCAUAAUUUGGAAGAUAAAAGGUUUUCAGCUUGACAUUCUUUUAUUUACCGAUAUUUAACCUUUUCCAUCUAUCUCAACAUAAACUUUUGUUAUCCAAGGAUGCAUCAGUUUUGUCACUUCCAGUUUUAGCCGGCACAAUAAUUGCAAAAAGUUAAACUUUUUGUCCAACCGUAAUCAAAGUAAGCCAAAAUAAAAUAUGCAAUGUUAGAAAGAUAUUAAAAAGAUGAAAAAUCAUUUUCAUUCUCACUGGAUUGUGCGGCUAGAAGGCAAUUUUUUAAGGUUUUUUUUGAAGGGGGUGGGGCCAUUUCGAAGAGGUUAAAAUCGUUGCAACCCCCCAAAAGGAGAGGUUAAAAUGUGAACUAUAAAAUUUAUCAAAAUAACGUUAUAUUUCUACUAUCUAUAUAUACUACUAUCUAUCCUGGUCUAAUCAAGAAAAUUCUUUUCAUAAAAAAUGCUUUCUUUAUUUCAUGUUGAAUAUUAUAUUAGGAGAGCCCAUACUGUUAGAAAUAUAGAAAACAAAAUAUUGUUAUUUAGGGACUGUAAGCGUAAUAUCAAGUGACUCUCCAUGGAA